This is a messenger RNA of Rotaria sp. Silwood2, 1428 nucleotides long. Lineage: Eukaryota; Metazoa; Rotifera; Eurotatoria; Philodinida; Philodinidae. The record is from the annotation of a GenBank genome assembly.
AUGCCUCCUAAACAACAACAAGCAAGUAAAAAAACAGUUGAUAAAGCAAAAGCAAAAAUAAUCGAAGAUAAAACAUUUGGUUUAAAAAAUAAAAAAGGUUCAAAAAAUCAAAAAUUCAUUGCUCAAGUACAAAAUCAAGUACAAAAUGCUGGAAAAUCAGCUCGAGAAAUUGCUAAAAUGCAAGAAGAAAAAGAAAAACGAAAAGAAGAUAAGAAAAAAACUGAAAUGGAAUUACAAACUCUUUUUAAACCCGUUAUUACUCAACAAGUUUUAGCUGCUGGAACUGAUCCUAAAUCGGUUUUAUGUAUGUAUUUUAAGCAAGGUUCAUGUGCAAAAGGCGCAAAAUGUAAAUUUUCACAUGAUCUUGCCAUUGAACGUAAAGCUGAAAAACGAAGUUUAUAUGAUGAUAUACAUGAUAAUGGAAAUAAAGAAAAUGAAACAAUGGCUAAUUGGGAUGAAGCACAAUUAGCAGAUGUUGUUGAACGAAGACAUGGUGAAGAUAAUAGAAAGAAAAAUGCUACGCAAAUUGUAUGCAAAUAUUUUCUUGAAGCUGUUGAAAAUAAUACAUAUGGAUGGUUUUGGACUUGCCAAAACAAUCCUAUUUGUCAAUAUAGACAUGCUUUACCACCUGGUUUUAUGUUAAAACGUGAACGAAAAUUACUAGAAGAACAAAAAGAAACAAUUUCACUUGAAGACUUAAUUGAAAGUGAACGAGCUGCAUUAGGUGUGUGUGUAACAAAAGUCACUCUGGAAUCAUUUCUUGCAUGGAAAACACGUAAAAUUGAAGAGAAAAAACAACAACUUGUUAAAGAUGAAGAAAAAAAACGAAAUGAUUUUGUUAAACAUGGUCGUUUAGUUGGUUUAUCUGGUCGUGAAAUGUUUACAUUCAAUCCAGAUUUAAUAGCUAAUGAUGAUGAAGAUGCUGAUAAUGAUAUUGAUUAUCGACAUCGAUCUGAUGAUGAAGAAGAAGAAGAAGAAGAAGAAGAAGAAGAAGGAGAGGAAAAUAAAAAUGAAACCACUGAACAAGCCAGUGCAUCAGCAAUUCGAAAACCAGCAAUUCGUGAUUUAGAUGACAUUGAAUUAUUAGCAAAACAAGCACGUGAAGUUGAUAAUACGGGUACAAUCGCAACUGAAGAUCGAUUUGAAAAUUAUCGUAAAAUAGAACGAGAAAAACAACAAAGGCGAGAAGUAGCUGCUGCUCAAGUUGCUCUUGUGGAAGAAGCAAAUAAACUUGAUCAAGUUAGUGGUAAUAUUGCUAGUGCAUGUGCGUCAGCUACAACUUCUGAUGAUACAACGUCAACAGUCAAUAAGGACGAUGAAGAUGAAGAUGAUGACGAAGAAGAAUCAGUAGAAAUUGAUGAAGAUUUAUUUGCAGAUGAUCUUGAUGAUGUUGAAGAGCAAUUACGUGAAACAAAUUUGACAACGUAA